This is a messenger RNA of Lagopus muta (rock ptarmigan), 3062 nucleotides long. RefSeq names its product major facilitator superfamily domain containing 9 (gene SLC67A2). Gene Ontology annotation, biological process: transmembrane transport. Gene Ontology annotation, molecular function: transmembrane transporter activity. Gene Ontology annotation, cellular component: membrane. Bases 52 to 1401 code for a protein of 449 amino acids. The record is from RefSeq and is a predicted model, not a curated record. The transcript is spliced from 6 exons. Lineage: Eukaryota; Metazoa; Chordata; Aves; Galliformes; Phasianidae.
CCCAGCACUGCCGCUGCGUGGUGCUGCGGGCCCGGGGCAGCCGCCGGCCGGAUGGAGGAGGAUGGAUGCCGGGAAGCCGCCACUAGCCCGGCGGCGGCACGGCGCUUUGUGCGCUGUUUGUACGCCGUGGGCUUCCUGGAUUUAUUCGGUGUGAGUAUGGUUGUUCCUUUAAUGAAUCUUCACAUCAAAUCUCUAGGAGCAAGUCAUACAGUUGCUGGAAUAAUAGGAUCUCUCUAUGGUAUAAUGCAACUAUUUUCCAGCACGUUUGUGGGCUGCUGGAGUGAUAUAGUAGGAAGACGGUACUCUCUGCUUACUUGUAUUCUUCUCAGUGCACUGGGUUACUUCCUUCUUGGAACGUGCACCACUGUGUUCCUGUUUGCCCUUUCUAGAGUCCCUAUAGGUAUUUUCAAACACACACUUUCCAUCUCUAAAGCCCUGCUUUCCGACUUGGUUUCUGAGAGAGACCGCCCUUUAGUAAUGGGCCGUUUCAAUGCAGCCUCUGGUGUGGGCUUCAUUCUGGGGCCUGUUGUUGGUGGCUACCUUACGGAGUUGGAAAACGGCUUUUAUCAAACGUCUUUCAUCUGUGCCUCUAUCUUCCUUUUGAAUGCUGGUCUUGUCUGGAUGUUACCCUGGAAUGAAGAAAACAUUGUCAACAAGAAACAUGAACAUGGCAAGAAAAGGACAGACAAUUCCUCAGCAAAAAGAGAUUGUGACUCGCACUUGAAACCAGUAACUAAUGGAGCUAUGGUAAAUGAUGUGCCUUUCCAGUCUCCGUGGGUCCAAAUUACAACAGUGCUGAAGAGGAUUAAAGAAAUUGCAUCAUCUGAUUUGUGGGAUAUAUUUUUAAUACGGUUACUGAUGUCUGUUGCUAUACUGCUGUACUACAGUAAUUUUACUCUGGCUUUGGAUGAGAGAUUUGGGGUGAAACCCCUGUUCUCUGGAUACCUAAUGAGCUAUAGCAGUACACUUGGAGUUCUGGCUGGUUGUCUUCUUGGACCAAUAACAAGACUGUAUCAGCACAACACUUACAGACUUCUGUUGCACUCUAGCACUUUUACCUGCGUGUUGAUUCUUCUGUAUGCAUCAGCACCUGGCAUGUGGAUGGUCGUUUUGUCUUCCACAUUCUUAGCCUUUUCGACUACUAUAGGUCGUACUUGCAUCAUUGACCUCGAAUUGACCAUUGGUGGCAAUGAGGCCAGCGGUACGCUCCUGGGUGUUGGACAGUCUGUGACAUCAGUGGGACGUAUAAUUGCCCCACUCCUUUCUGGAAUUGCUCAGGAAUUCAGUCCCUGCGGCCCUCCAAGUCUGGGGGUUGUCUUAGCUUUAAUAGCUAUUCUCAUAAUGAACAUAAACAAGCAAAAAUAUUGCAGUAGUGGAAAUGUUAAGUUAAAAAAUCAGUAAUAGCUGCAAUUUGGAUUGCACGGAUGUAUUUUACAGAAGAAGCACAGUGAAUCAACCAGGGUUGAUACAUACACCUGCCAGACCUGUACAGUAGGAACAGGAUCUUUUAAGAGGGCCAAUUUUGUUGAUGCAGAGACAAGUGUAUAUAUACACACAUAGAAAUAAAUGCUGCAGGACAGUUGUCUUUCUGAACUGGGACCACUAGAAUUCUUACAAGAGGGACAAGUGUUAAUGUAUAGCACUGGCUGGGUUUUUUUAAGAACUUCUAACUUUCUUGGAGGGAAUAGAAGAAUGACUUACGUACACAGAUGCUGUUUGUAGCUGAUUUUGAAACAGAAUUUAGACUGAUAUCUUGUAAAAUGUACAGACAAGUUAAUUUGUGUUAUUUAAUUAGAGGUGAGCUUUUAUUAUUUUAUCAGGAAAAUUUGGAUCAUAACUUACCAGGCUUAAUUUCUUAUGCUGUGGUCUGUUGCCAUUUUCUGCUGUGACAAUAGAUAAUUAACAAGAUGUUUGUUUGUAUGAUUUUGUUGAGUGUACAUUGUCUUUGAAAUUUAAGGUAGCCAUCUGGCCUUGAUUACCAUCUUUCCCAGGCAACAGAUUUAGAUGUAUGCUAAUUUUGUAUUAGCAAGCUUAAAAUGGACAAUUUUGGAAUAACAUGGAGUCAUUCAGACUGAAACUGAGACUGAACCUAAACUUUACUGAAACUUGAACUGCUAGUUCGUGUUUAGUGAUAACUUUACUGAGAAACGUUGUCAUAAAUUAUCUUCUAAUGCUUCCUGUGCAGUUUUCCUGCCUUCAUUUUAAGAAUAAAUUUGCUUCUCAAGUCUUUUGAUUGACUGUUCAAGAUUUGCUGGAGAAGAGUUCAAAGGUGACUUUGAGUAAAUACAUUCUCUCUCAUCUCUGGAGGCAUAGGUGACAUUUUAGUGACAGGACGAAAAAUAUUUAUUUAUAUUUCAGUCUUGGUCUGAACUGCUUAAGUAAUGACUUUACUCUCAGAGCUGUAGUGAGAGUCGUAGUACUCUGCAACUUUGCUAUUUGUUGUUCAAGCACAUAUUGCUUACUAGUCGUUGUUUGAAUUUGUUUUGAAACAUACUUUGCACUGGUGAUGUUCCAUGCACUUUUUCUAAAACUACUUGAAGCUACCAUCCACUAUGUCAAAUUUUGCAUUAAUAACCAUUUGGCUGUCUCCCUCAACACAUCUGUGCAAAUGAUGUUGCUACUUCAAGAGAGUCACAGGUAAUGUUCUGCACUUCCUUCUUUUUCCAGUGCCUGAGAUUGUGUAAGUCCUUGUUGAAACCUCAGUCAUUUCAGUGAUGCCACCAUGACAAUAUAGAGAACUCUGAGUUAAUUUUAUAUGUUGACAUAAUAAAUGUUUUAUUGCUGCUAUGAUUUCAGUAGCUAUCAUCAUAGAUAAUUACUGCAAUGAUCUAUGUUGAAUUUACUAGAGGAACUUGAGGCAUUUUUAAGUAUGUUAUCUCCUUGUUUUGCUUGGCAGAUGCUUCAAGACAUUCUCACCCAACAUUGCCUAUCCUCUUUCAAUCCAUGUUUUCAAAUAGCAACUAAAACUAUCCUUCUGUAAACCAGGGUUUUCUGUUUUGCAACUGUAGCAAAAGUUAAAAGGGAAGGUGGAGAAUUUCUCAAAAAUAAACAUAUUUGAAAGA